This is a messenger RNA of Gossypium raimondii (Peruvian cotton), 2563 nucleotides long. RefSeq names its product BTB/POZ domain-containing protein At3g50780. Gene Ontology annotation, molecular function: protein binding. The transcript is spliced from 2 exons. The coding region runs from base 689 to 2299 and encodes 536 amino acids. NCBI's taxonomy places the organism in Eukaryota, Viridiplantae, Streptophyta, Magnoliopsida, Malvales, Malvaceae. The record is from RefSeq and is a predicted model, not a curated record.
AGAAUAUUCAGACUUGCAAGGUAAAAAACAACAACAGUUAUCUAAAGCUUAGUUGAGACAGAAACAGUGGUAAAGUUCCCCUUUUUUAAUAUUUGAUUUUUUCUUUUUUCUUUUUUUGCUUUAGCUGUUGUGGGGUUUUGUUUUCUUUCUAUUUCUUAUAUACAAAAUAUAAAGUAUGACACUUUACUCAUUAUUCUGCCCUGGCCUAAGUCUUGAGUCGAAUGGUUCCCUUGAUGCUUAACACCAUAGCUCUCAAUCAAUCAUUUUAGGCACCUGUGGGCUUAGAAAAUAAGAUAUUGAAGAUGGGUUUUCAAAGGAGAUAGCAAAUACCAGGUUAAAACAUUAAUACCAGUCUUUCUUUUGCUAUGGCUUUAGUGUUUUGAAGUUUUCGAUAUUCUCUUUGUUGGGUACAAAAAAGGUGCUCUUUUUUUUUUCUACAGCUAGGAAUAGGAGAAUCUCUAAAGAUUUUUGCUUUUUCUUUUUCUUUUUUUUUUUUAUCUUUCUUACCCUGUGAUUUGUUGUUGUUUGAUGAAGAAAUUUUUAGGUUCUUUACUAUUGUAGAUUACUGUUAAAUGCAUGUUUCAGGUAAGUUCAUAUAGUCUUUUUGCAUAAAAAUCUUUAGGAACUUAACUUUAGGGAGUUUAUGCCUUGUUUUUUCUUAAAAUAAUGCAUUGAGUUGGUGUUGGAAAUGGCUGAAAUUAGACUUCCUAAGGUAGAACAGGGUCAAACCAAGAUUAGAAAUGUUCCAAUUGCAGUGACCCCUGAAGGUUUUUGGUGUUGUCCAUCUCCUGUUGGGUUUCAAAAGACUCUUAAAUCACAAAAGCCUUUAAACAAGCCCAAACCCUCCUCCCCGCCACCUCAGGUUACUGCUCAUAAGAAGCAAAUCCCGGUAACCGAGAAGAAGCCGAUGACUACACCAAUAAAGCCAGCAGGUACUUAUGGUGAUCAAAGAACUUUUACUCCAGUUAAUCAUGGUAUUAGUGCACCAGUAGUUCCAGAGAGGGUGCCGAGACCUAAGGUAGAACAUGUGCCUAGGAAUGUGGCGAUCGAGUAUGGUGAACCAGGAACAAGUGAUAUGAAGGUGAUUCUACUUGGGAAGCAAGGGUUUUGUGUGAAAUUGAGUGUCCACAAGAAAGUUCUAAUGGAGCAUAGCUGUUUUUUUACUGAUAAACUUUCUGGACAAGAGCCUGGUUUGUCUUGUCUUGAAAUUGAUGACUGCGAGGAUGUUGAAAGUUAUGUCGAAACCGUGGGGUUGAUGUAUUGUAAAGAAAUGAAGCAGCGGUUAAUCAAACAAAGUGUUUCACGCGUGCUUCGCAUUCUCAAGGUUGCCGAACUACUUGGCUUUAACUCGUGCAUACAGUCAUGCUUGGAAUAUUUAGAAGCAGUUCCUUGGGUUGGCGAAGAGGAAGAAGACAAGGUGGUCUCUUCAGUUUUGCGACUCCAGGGUGAAGGUAUCGGGGUCACACCAGUAUUAAAACGCAUCUCCUCUAAUGUCACUAAUCCCCCUAAUGACACUAUUUCACACAUAAUGGAACUUGUUCUUAAAAGCAAUGAGGAGAGAGGACGGCGUGAAAUGAAAUCUGUAGUAUUGAAGCUUCUUAGAGAGAAUAAUAGCCUCCCGAGCUAUGGUGGUCCAGCCGACGUCUGCAAUGAAACAGUUUAUACAUUGUCCAGAAGUUGCUUGGAUUCACUUUUAUCUCUGUUCAAGCAAGCAGUUGAACUAGAACCAAGUGAUAAAUCCAUGGACAGCAGAGAACCUGUGGUGAAACAAAUAGCUUUGGAGGCAGAUAAUCUCUCAUGGUUGCUUGAGAUUUUGGCUGACAGGCAAUCAGCAGAUGAAUUUGCACUAAUGUGGGCUAGCCAGCAAGAAUUAGCAACAUUACAUUCGAAGCUUCCCAUUGUGUCUCGACACCAUGUUAGUUGCAUUACAGCUCGGUUAUUUGUUGGAAUCGGAAAAGGGGAGUUGCUACCAGCGAAGGACACUCGUCAGUUAUUGUUACAAACCUGGUUGCAACCAUUGAUCAAUGACUACAACUGGUUGCAACAUGGUUGCAGGUCAUUUGAUAGGAAAGUUGUGGAGGAAGGCAUCGGUAGGACGAUUCUCACUUUGCCUCUAGAGGAUCAGCAAAGUAUUCUGCUUACUUGGUUAGGAAGUUUUCUCAAGGCUGGCGACAACUGCCCCAAUCUUCAAAGGGCUUUUGAGGUAUGGUGGCGAAGAACUUUCAUUAGACCUUACUCAGAUGCCCAAGGCAACGUACCCCAGUCUGAUAGCUCAAUGGCAUCAAAGCAGCAAGACUAACCCUACGUAAAUCAAUAGCAAUAACCUUUUCUGUUUAGGGGAGCUUGCUUCAACUGAAAAAUAAUGAUAUACUGAACCAAAGACACGCUCCAGUAAGUACCAAGAGUUGACAGUGGCAAGUCUCCUUUGAUAUGGUGUGAUAUAACUGUUUCAUGUUUGAUGUUUUGUGCUAGAAUUCAUAUAUGGAAUGUAUGAAACAUGUGCUUUGAUUGUUUUGAUAUGGCAAUUUUCAUAAAGAAAUUAAAAUAUUAGAGUUUUGCUCCA